Molecule: messenger RNA, 5164 nt
Organism: Nerophis ophidion (straightnose pipefish)
Lineage: Eukaryota; Metazoa; Chordata; Actinopteri; Syngnathiformes; Syngnathidae
Product: microtubule-associated protein 2-like
Exons: 21
Coding region: 363-4019 (1218 amino acids)
Biological process (GO): neuron projection development; microtubule cytoskeleton organization
Cellular component (GO): neuron projection
Molecular function (GO): microtubule binding
Source: RefSeq, a predicted model, not a curated record
CAACAACCACACCCAAAGUGCUCAAACACCACUCCGCACAAGUCAACUACGUUUUGCUCCCCCGGCAUGCCUUCACCGUCACGCAAUCCCGUUGCGCCACCAGUGCCGCACUUACGGUAGCCGAACGCGGUGGGAGGGGUGAGAGUUCCCCACAACAGCGCUCAUUGUCAGCAGCUCUUCUACCAGCACGUUUGUGCCUCCUCAACCUGCAGAAAAGCCCUACUCCUCACGGACAAGAAGAGGACAUACCUGCCCUGUCAUAACAGUGCGACCUCAAGCAGACCCUCCAACGCCAUCAGUGCUAACAGCUCUUCUAGUUUGGUGAGCCCUUCUUUCCCCGCCGUCCCAGCAGGCAGGCAGCCAUGGCAGAUGGUCGGCAGCCAGAGGAGCACUGGGUCUCCAACGGCCAAGAGAACGGCGAGAACGGCUACAGCUACCGGGAGAACGGAUGCAACGGCGGUGGCGCCGCACAUCCCGAGACAACAGUGGAUGACUCAGCCAAUUUGCCUCCCUCCCCUCCUCCCUCGCCGUCCGCUGGGCAGAUCGGGCCGGCGGCACAAGAAGAUAAAGUAGAGCCUGUCAGUGCUCUCUCUGCGGAGGAGCGGCAGCAGGAUGAGGAGGAAGUUGCCGGUUGCCAGGAAGAAGUGACAUGUGAGCACCCGGGCUCUCUGCUUUUAGAGCAGACAGAUUUGGUAACAGAACCGCAGGCUUUAGGCUGCGAGCAAGUCCAAACACCCGAGGGUCUCAAUGGAGGAAGUCCUCACAGGGAGCAAAGUCCAUCCCAAGAAGUUCAAUCAGAAGAAAGUGUCCGAAUGGAGAUAACGGAGGCUGUGGAGGGCAAGGGAGCCACCUUUGCGAUUAAAUCCAAUUCAAACGUUGGUGCUGAAUUCAUGACCACAGGUGAUACUUGUAUGAAGUCGGGAUCAAAAACCUACUUUGAGUUGGUCACAGCAUCAGAUAUGGCGAUAAGUGAAGGUGAAGAUCAGCACGGCAAUGCAACAAGGGAAGUAAAAGCACAGAGAUCAAGAGCCUUGUCCGAAAGCUGGUCCCCAGUCACCAAAGGUUCAGAGAAAUGUUUCCCCGUGUUGCCUUCAUCUGAUUUAAUCAUAACCUUACCUGAGAAACACACCUACCAUCAACUACCUACUGAUCCACACACUUCUGAGCAAUCAAGCACCUAUUGUGAUACUUCAGACCGAGCAGGCGACCUCGCUCGCACCUCCCGGCAGAUUGAUGGCAUAAGACGAAAGUCAAUGCCCGCCAAUGUUCUCCGUAGCUCUUUGGCCAAUCUCACCCUUGGAGAGCAGACUUCAAACCUGCUGGGUGAUGAAAGACAACUGCAGGACCUGGGUUACUCUGGACCCAUGCCUUCCCCUGCUGACAAGCCGAGUCCAGAAGACUCGUCCUAUUCUUGUUUUCCUGCGAUAGAGGUCCAAGUGGACAAUCUUGGAGCUACUGAAGUGGAAGGUAGUCAUAAAGUGUUUAACCAUGGAAUAGCCCAAAAAGGGCCUGUACGGGUGAUACUUGAAAGGGCUGUGAACAUUGGAAUUAAACCGGAUCGCCUAAAAAUCCCAAAGACCACUCCAAAAGACAGACUGACCGAAUUACGUUUGGAGAGCGGUCUACCUGAUGAUGUGAAAAUCCAACCAAUUCCCGAAGUAGAUGUUGAAAGAGACUCCUCAAGAGAGGCCUCUCCUGUCCCGCCUGGUAGUUCCUUCAUAUUUACGUCUUUAGACACUGACAGUCAGGUUCCCUUGACUCUCACCUCACCCAAAAGCCUGGGUAGUGCCUCUGAAGGAAUACCAUUGUCUGGAGAGAAGACAAAGAAGGUGUCAGCUAAGCCUGAUGGGAUUAAUACCCGACCAAGAGAAAAACCUGAGCAGGAAAACAAGGGCAAAAAAAUGCCAGGUGAUCACGGGACCACUGCAAGAUCAGAAACAAGAGAAAUGGAGGAACUCCCCAAAGCCCUAAAGCCCUCAGAUGGGAAGAGUAUAUUCUACUUACAGAAAGACUCUCCUAAGCCACAAUUACCCUCUCCAAGUAUAAUUAUACCUCAAACACAAGUGGAAGAGGAUGAUGAUGCUGAGAUUGCUGAAGAGCCACAGGAGAUAAAAUAUGAUGCUGGAAUAAAUCUGCUCUCUAAAGAGGAUCAGGCUGAACCUGAGAUGCUUGAAUUGGAAAACCACAGCAUUGAGAAAUGCAACACCUCUGUGGGCUCUGAUGACCCAUCACUGCCACAGCGGCAAACGGGUAACGUGAAGGAGAUGCUUGGUUCGGAUGUUGAAGAGAAGAAGACAAAUACGGAGAACAGAUUUAACAGAAUAAGUCAGAAGUCGGAAGUCACCAGUCAAGCUGUUCAUGAAGAAGAAGCUGCGGACGUCCCACGCAGUAGUUGGAUUUGUUCAAAAGAUAAUGACAAAACUAUCAUGACAAAGCAAAUCGGCGCCCUUCCCCCAACCCGGGGUGUGCCCAGGGGGGACUCGCCCGCUAAACAGGCCCCUGGCAGAGGAAUUAAAGUAUCACGGAAAGUUCCCAACUUUCAUCCAAAAGAGGAGAUGAAGAAGAAAAAAGGUGUCGUGCGGAGGGCGGACCAUCAUAAGGUCUCCGCCCUCCAGAGUCGAAAAGGUGUAGCCAAAGCGGUGGCCAAACGCCCUCGGCCCGCUCCGCUUCACGCCCCUGCUAGACGCAAAGGCGUUGAAAGCAACCAGCCUUUAAGUGUCCACCAGUCCAGGGAGAGACCAACUCCUCUGUCUUUGCAUCUGUCUCGUCAGAGAAACUCUAGCCCCACACGGCCUGUUAUGUUAAAGAUGGCAUUGCAGCGCCAGGGGUCCGAUCAGCAAUUGCCCCGUCCCGCCUCUGCCUGUAGUCUUAAACGGGGCCCCCAGGUGGGGGCGGUGCUCAGUGAGACCCGCCCCACCUCUGCAUGCUCCCACCCUCUGCCAAAGGAGAGAGCGUACCGCAGCCCGGAGAAAAGGUCAUCUCUUCCAAGGCCGUCCAAGUCUCUGACCCGCCACCUUCCGGCUGCUGAACAAGAGGAGAGUAGUCCCUGCAGGCCAACUUCUUUCAGCACCGAGGCCAAGGCCGACAGCAGGUCUGGAAGGGCCCCUAGUACGGCAGGUACGGACUCGGGGCGUCCCUGGUCAGCCCGCAGCGGCACCUCCACCCCGGGCUCCUCGGCGGUCACGCCCGGCAGCCCCCCAAACUACUCCUGCCGCACGCCUGGCUCGCGCACCCCCGGCAGCCACACGCCCAAGUCCUUCAGCGUUCUGCAGGAGAAGAAGGUGGCCAUCAUUAGGACUCCGCCCAAGUCGCCUUCUUCGGCCCAGCGACAGCUGAAGGUUCUUAACCAGCCCCUUCCGGACCUCAAGAAUGUAAAAUCCAAGAUCGGCUCCACCGCCAACAUUAAACACCAACCCAAAGGUGGACAGGUGCUCAUUUUAAACGAGAAGGUGGACUUCAGUCAUGUUCAGUCAAAGUGCGGCUCCAAGGAUAAUCUGAAGCACACGCCCAAAGGAGGCAAUGUGAUGAUUCCGAGCGUUAAAUUGGACUUUAGCCAUGUUCAGGCUAAAUGUGGUUCCCUGAAUAAACUCCAGCAUGCCCCAGGCGGAGGAAACGUUCAAAUCCCGACCAAGAAAAUCGACUUGAGCCACAUCACUGCCAAGUGUGGCUCCAUGUCCAACAUCCGCCACAGGCCAGGCGGAGGAAACGUGCGAAUCGAGAAUGUGAAGCUGGACUUUAAAGACAAGGCUCUUCCCAAGGUCGGCUCAAUGGACAACGCCAGCCACAUGCCAGGAGGCGGGAAUGUGAUGAUUGAGAGCCACAAGCUGAGCUUCCGGGAGACCGCCAAAGCUCGGGUGGACCACGGCGCAGAGAUCGUCAUCACCCACUCCCCCGGGCUGGAGGCGGGCGGCACCUCUCCUCACAUGUCCUCCGCCGGCAGCAUCAACCAGCUGGAGUCGCCACAGCUCUGCACGCUGGCCCAAGACGUCACCGCCGCGCUGGCCAAGCAGGGCUUAUGAGCGACCUCCGUCCCGACCCGUCUCAAUCAUCCAGUGUUCUCCCAAGACCCGCCCUAGACCCUCCACGUCUGCUUCCCGGAGGGGUUUUAAAAAGGGAAUUCUCCGAUUGAUCUCCAUGCACCUGCUUUAAAAGUUAGUUUUUUUCCUUCUUUGGACUUUUUGUCUUUAUGCCCGAAAGAGGGCUCAAGAUUGUAUACAGUAAGAAGUGGAUCCAUAUGGCCCCAUUCGUUGCAAUUUACCUGACACAUGAAACGUGACAAAUUGGGGGUAGCUUUACCUACUUAAACCACCAGGUGGCAGAGUAUCUUAUAAUGUGUUUUAUGGCAAUUCCAACUUCGACCACAGCGUCAGUUUCUAUGCAGAGUGACGCUUUUCGUCAUUUUCAGCAGACUGCUUUGCAAAAUGAGAUCCACAAGUUAUGGGGCCAUAUGAAUCCCUUCCCUGCUGUAGUUUUUUUUUUUUUUUAAAGCAUUGUCGCAUUCCCUCCUCUUCAAGUCUUCUGCAGCUAUCUAGAAAAGGGAUAUGGAAACAUCAAAAAGCUACUAGCGUCCAAUCAGAGCGUCUGAUGAGCAUGUUUGUUAAAAUGUGUGACAUUUGAAGAAGAAAAAGAUUGUUUGCGAAUAUUUGCCGGCCUGUUUGGCGGACUUGUGUUUUAUGUUUUUAUAUAUUUCAAUGUAGUUUUGUACAUUGGACAGGCCUGCAGUCCUCAAUUAGGGGUCUUUAAUUUCCUAACUCCUUCUUUUUUCUGUUUGAAAAUGAGCCAAGGCACGGAGAAGACGAAAGUUCUUUUUGGAGCGGUGUGUUGUUCGAGCCCCUCGUGUCCCUUCCCUCCGCAGAGAAUGGGAAAAAAAAAAAAAAAGGGAAGCUGUAUGUGUUGUAUGUGAAAACAUUCCGUGGGAGGGAAAAAAAAGCAACUUUGAAAGUGUAAUGAAAGUAAAGCAGUCUGGUUGUUUUGCAGGAAAGAGUGUUAGGAUGCAUUCAUACUGUUCUUGUUGUGAAUGUCUGAUGUUUGUUACUUCCCUUUCAAUCGCUAUGUACGCCUGUGUAAGUGUAUUUAAAAAAAUGAAAAUACAAAAAAAUGUUUGCAAUGUUCUGAUGGGCAAAUGCUCACAUGAAAAACAAUAAAAUAAAGAACAUGAAAAAUG